GAAGUUGCAUCUAUAAUUUGUCCUAACCUCUCUUCCUUUACAUACAACUCUUCUCUCCUCCUUCAUUUUCACUUUUCAAUCUGUGCAAUUGUUUCUCAGUCUAGUCCUUAUCUCUCAAACACUCCUUCUCCAUUAUUCACACACGCAAUAUAGUUAGAAAUUAAACCUGAUUUCUCCAAAAAAGUAGAAUAUAAUGUCGUCGACACAUCCCCAUCCCCGCCUGCUUCGGCCUCUUAUGCCUCGCCCAUUCAACCACACUUUCUGCUCCCUUCACAACCCUAAACUCAUCAACUCAUCCUCAUCACCAUGGAGUGAUUAUAAUAGAGGGGCGGCGGUGGUGAGCUCGAGAUGGAAUCCGACGCCGGAGCAAGUGCAGGCGCUUGAAGAGAUGUAUCGGCGUGGAACACGAACGCCAUCUGCUGAACAAAUCCAGCAGAUUGCUGCCAAGCUCCGAAGGUUUGGAAAAAUCGAAGGCAAAAAUGUGUUUUAUUGGUUUCAAAAUCACAAAGCUAGAGACAGACAGAAGAAACGUCGACAGCUAGAGCUCUUGGCUGCCAAAGACAAUCACACUAAACAAUCAGAAUUAAGCAGGAAAUACUCGGAAAUGGAGCAUCCUAAGAAAGUGGGUAGAAUGUCAAAUUGCAGCACAGCUUCAAAGUACUACGGAGGAGAGGUGGAAGAAUGUAAAAGAGAGAGUUGGGCAGAAUUGAAAUUGCAGCAACAGAGUGAAACAGCAAAUAGCAGAGACAGAGUAGCAUUGGACUUGUCAUCUUCAAGCAUCUCUCCCAACACAAAAAUUAUUCAUCAGAAAAUUCCAAGCCAAGAAGAAAAUGGCUACCCACUCAACAUCUGCAACCUGGAUGAUUUCGAAGAAAAUCCAACUCUUGAGCUCUUUCCAGUGAGUGCCAAUGGUUUGAGUUCCACUAAGAAAGAGAUGGACCAUGUUUAUGUUUCAACUAAAUUAGUUCCUAAUCAGUUUUUUGAGUUUCUUCCGACAAAAAACUGAGGCAGUGAGAAAACAUGUUUAUGUGUAACUUUGGUUUUUGCAGUAAUAUUUCAAGUUGAAAACUCAUGUAAUUUAGCCAAUACAGAACCAACCAAAUCUUGUCUUUUACCGGCAGUUUCCCGACCACAAAAUCUGGACAGAAUCUGAAGCAAGAAAGCGACACAUUAACUGAAACCAGACACUGCACAACAGUAUCAAAACCACUGCACAACUUUCUUACAACACAUGCAAUCAACUGUUUCUUUUUCCUUUUUCCUGCAUUGAUACAUGGAGAACAUAUCUCAAGGGAGGGAUGAAAUGCAAUGUAUUUUACAACACUUUUAAAAGAAUUUGAUAAUGUAUAAUUUCGAUCCUGCUCUA
Messenger RNA from Salvia miltiorrhiza (redroot sage), 1366 nucleotides. RefSeq names its product WUSCHEL-related homeobox 6-like. The record is from RefSeq and is a predicted model, not a curated record. The coding region runs from base 194 to 1006 and encodes 270 amino acids. Gene Ontology annotation, biological process: plant organ development. Gene Ontology annotation, molecular function: DNA-binding transcription factor activity; DNA binding. The transcript is spliced from 4 exons. Lineage: Eukaryota; Viridiplantae; Streptophyta; Magnoliopsida; Lamiales; Lamiaceae.